Molecule: messenger RNA, 810 nt
Organism: Lampris incognitus (smalleye Pacific opah)
Lineage: Eukaryota; Metazoa; Chordata; Actinopteri; Lampriformes; Lampridae
Gene: fndc5a
Product: fibronectin type III domain containing 5a
Exons: 7
Coding region: 1-810 (269 amino acids)
Molecular function (GO): protein binding
Source: RefSeq, a predicted model, not a curated record
AUGGGGAAGCAACAAGGGGGCUUCGCUAGCAUCCUGAACAAGGACCGCCGCUCCCUGCCACCGCAAAGUGUCCAGCGGCAGCGAACACCAGGUAUCUACACAGAGAGCAGCAACGACCCCAAACGCAGUUGCAUAACCUCUUUUGCCAUCUACGGACCCCUGAAGCUGGCCUUUUUCCCUGCUUUCAUAGCCUUUUCUAUGAUGGGCCACAAUAGCUUGGUGGCGCCUGUCAAUGUGACCAUCAGGGCCCUGAAGGCUAAUUCUGCUGUGGUGACAUGGGACAUCCCUGAGGGGGACACCGUCAUUGGCUUCGCCAUCACACAGCAGAAGAAGGACGUGCGCAUGCUGCGCUUCAUCCAGGAAGUUAACACCACCACACGUUCCUGUGCACUAUGGGACUUGGACGAGGAGACAGACUACAUCGUUCAUGUCCAGUCCAUCAGUAUGUCCGGGCCGAGCCAACUCAGCGAACCUCUGCGCUUCCGAACACCGAAGGAAGCCGAGACUCAGGCCUCCAAGAGUAAAGACGAAGUAACCAUGGAGGAGGUGGGUCAGACCACCCAGCUGAGGGCGGGGGAGCUGAUUAUCAUCGUGGUGGUACUUAUCAUGUGGGCAGGUGUGAUCGCUCUCUUCUGCCGUCAGUACGACAUCAUCAAAGACAAUGAGCCCAACAACAACAAGGACAAAGCCAAAAAUUCCUCAGAGUGCAGCACUCCUGAGCACCCAACGGGGGGGCUGUUACGCAGUAAGUUUCCCAAGAAUAACAACAACAACAAUAGGACGCCAUCUGUCAACAUCAUUGAGGUGUGA